Messenger RNA from Necator americanus (New World hookworm), 4110 nucleotides. RefSeq lists its product as uncharacterized. The record is from RefSeq and is a predicted model, not a curated record. NCBI's taxonomy places the organism in Eukaryota, Metazoa, Nematoda, Chromadorea, Rhabditida, Ancylostomatidae. The transcript is spliced from 37 exons. Bases 1 to 4110 code for a protein of 1369 amino acids. Gene Ontology annotation, cellular component: plasma membrane. Gene Ontology annotation, biological process: negative regulation of smoothened signaling pathway. Gene Ontology annotation, molecular function: hedgehog family protein binding; smoothened binding; hedgehog receptor activity.
AUGAAGGUUCACUCUGACACGACCGGGCCAGACAAGGAGCCUACAAAUCCUAUUCGGCGGCUGGCUGGAAUUCAAAUGCCCGGCAGCAGCGCGUGUCUCCUGGAGAAAAAACAAGCGAUUGUGGAUCCUUUGGACGUCCUACGACAAGUUCAAGAGAAAAUCACUAAAUGGACAUUCAAAACGUUCAUCGAACGAAGAUUGAUCGGAAACUCGGAUUCGGCCGAUUUUACGGAGGCAUGGAAGUUAAAAUUUAGCCAUGCGCCAACAUGGUGUGAUGCUGAUAUGUCAUUACAACAAAUUCGACGGGGUGUUGCUCGGGGAAAUCGUAUUGCUCUGUAUUCGAGAAGUUUCUUUCAACACUGCCUAUUUCAAAUAGGUUGUUUCGUUCAACGAUGGGCAUGGUCCACAGUUGUUAUUUCAUUGCUUCUUUAUACUGCUUGCUGUGCUGGUCUUAGAGACGUUAUCAUCGAAACCGAUCUCGUCAAGUUAUGGGUGUCGCAGGGAGGUCGAUUAAAUGAAGAGCUCAAUUUUCUGUCAAGAGUACAAUCUGAGGCAAACAGGAUAUCAAAACGUGCUGCCGGAGAAGAACCAGUUGAAGCGGAAGUUCGGCGAGGACCAGAGUUACCGCGUGAAAAUGGUCUGGGCGGUGGAUUUCAGCUUGUCAUUCAAACUCCGUUCCAUCAAAACGAAAAUGUGUUAUCUCAAGAAUCCCUCCUGCGGCAUGUGAACCUUAUGGAAGAGAUCUCGAAGUAUGAGGUGGAGUUGUACGGCGAGAGAUGGACUCUAAGUGACAUUUGCUUCAAGCCACCAGGUCCAAAUUUCAACACGGGGCCAUUGGCUAAGUUGAUGAAUUCAUUGCUGGAUAAAAUCAUUCCCUGUAUCUGGAUCACUCCUAUUGAUUGCUACUGGGAAGGAUCGAAACCGUUGGGACCAAACCCGCCCAUAAAUCUAGGAGAUGAAGUCAGCGCAUUUGUCAGCUCCCUCCCAAAAGGUAAUGUAACGUGGAAGAACCUUAAUCCAACAGCGGUUAUGACUGAGGUUGGAGCGUUAUUUGAUCUCGGUCCAAUAGGAAACUUUUUCGAAAGGGCAGGAAUAGGUGCUGCAUAUCUUGAUCGUCCGUGUAUUGAUCCACUCGAUGUUGAAUGUCCGAAAACCUCUCCGAACUACUUCAACAGAUGUGCAGCGUUGGAAAAGUUUAACGAAUGGAACAUUGCGAAACAUGAUGCCGAAAAGAUUCAUCUUCAAAAGAAAGAACUACCUGAUGAUGAUGAUUUGGAUGGUCCAUCAAAACUUACCGAAUCAUUAUUGAGUGAUUUAUUCGGUCGUAAGAAACGUGAAGCCACAAAUAAUAAAAAAGAUGACGAUUAUUAUGCAUACGAAGAGUCUGACUAUGAUGUUACAGGCGUAGGAAACGCGACUAAAUCAAAGAAUAAGAAGGAUCCCAAAGAAAUCAUGUGUUUGGAGUACGGUGAAUCCCUGCUUCAUUGGAUGCGAGCUAAUCCUGAUCGUUGGGGAGAAUUCCUAACAGAGAAAGAGUUCCCGAAGACACCAGACUUCAAAAAGGUGAUGACAGGUGGCUGCAAAGGUUUUGGAAAGACGAUCAUGGAAUGGCCUGAAGACCUCAUUAUUGGAGGAGUUAAAAGAGAAGGAGGAAUGCUAAAGUCCGCUGAAGCGUUACAAAGUGUUUUCCUCGUGGCUAGCCCCUUUGACGUAUUCUUACGUUUUAAGGAGAAGAAAGACUCUCAUCCAAAUCUUGAUACCGCCAUGUGGAAUCCUGGAUGGGCCGAAGACGUUGUAUUUGCAUGGCAGAGGAACUUCACCAGAAAGCUUUAUGGACAUGAGGCUAACAAAAAUCCUGAAGAAAACCGUGUUUUCCAUCCAUUGGCAUCUACCUCUAUCGCUGAUAUGCUUGAGGAGUUCUCACAAUUCAAUUACACGAUCAUUAUCAUGGGUUACGUGCUUAUGGUGAUCUACGCUGCGUUCACUCAAGCUCGCAUUGACGGUCGAUGGCUUGCAAUCAAGUCAAAUGUUGCACUCUCAUUUGUGGGCGUGGUUUUGGUGACGUAUUCUUCAAUUUGUGGACUCGGAGUAACAACUGCCCUGGGGAUUCAUUUCAAUGUUGCAACGACACAAAUCGUUCCUUUCUUGUCGCUUGGUCUUGGAAUCGACGAUAUGUUCCUUUUGCUGCAUAACUACGAUGAGAUUAUACAUACUGCGAGAAGAGAUGAAAUGGGAAUUUUGCUGAAGGAAACUGGAAUGUCCGUCAUGGUCACUUCCAUAAAUAACAUUCUUGCAUUCUGUGCCGGUUACAUAUUGCCUAUUCCUGCAUUGAGGUCGUUCUGCUCACAGACCGCCGUUCUGCUCGCGUUCAACCUCAUUUCCUUGAUGUUUAUCUUCCCUGCUUUUAUCGGUCUGGACCUUCGCCGACUUCGUGCCGGAAGAAGAGAUCUGGUUUACUGCGGCCCAGGAGUCAGCGAAUCUGAGAAAGAAGAGAAGAACUCGGAAGGAAUUCCUAGCAACGCGGAUCUCACGAAUCCAGCAUACGUGGAGGCAUUCACACGUGAUCAACCAUGGUACACUGUUGGUGGUUUCCUCACGAAUUACUAUAUUCCAGCGCUUAAGAACCCAUUUGUGAAGUCCUUGGUUCUGCUAACGACUCUUUCUGGAAUAGGAUUCGGUUUGUACGGGAUGUACAGCUCUACGCUAGGACUUGAAUUAGCUGACGUUCUUCCAGAAAACACAGCACCAGCCGCUUUUAUGAGAGCUCGUGAGAAGUAUUUCUCCUUCUAUCCCAUGUUCGCUGUGCUAAGAGGUAAAACAAUAGAUAUUCCAAAUCAACAACCACUUAUUGAAGAGUACAGGGAAACCCUAGGAAAUACUAAAUAUAUUGUAAAAGCUAAUGGAAAUCUCCAACCGUACUGGAUGUCAAUGGUUCGAACGUGGUUAGAAUCUCUCGACACAGCCCUGGAGAAAGAGUUGAGAGCAGGGAAUUUAGAUGCAAUCACCGGAAAACCGGUGAAAGGAAAGGAGAAGCCGGCUCCCGAAGCAUUAAUUGCGCGCAGGCUGGUUUGUUCUUACGGUCACAACUAUAAUUGUACAGGAAGGGUUGGUCAUAUUAAGAUGGUAGAGAACGGAAUUAUACGCCCGGAAAGUUUCUAUAAUUAUCUAACCGGAUGGUACAACGUGGAUAACAUGAUGUACUACGUAUCUCAGGCCUCAUUCCAGCCAGCACCACCCGUUUGGCACAUGGGACCGGCUGAAACAGUGGUACCACCAGCCCGUAAACUACUCUACAGUCAAAUUCCUUUCUAUCAGACGAAUCUCACUGAUACACCAGCUAUUGUGGAUAUGAUUGAGGAAGUUCGAGCUGUAUGUGAACAGUACACUACUAAAGGUCUUUCCAAUUUCCCAUCCGGCAUUGCGUUCACAUUCUGGGAGCAGUACCUCUUUUUAAGGUGGAAUCUCUUCUGUGCUAUCUGUAUCAUUGCAUUUGCUGUGUUCGCUGUCAUUUCAAUUAUGAUGUUCAAUCCAUGGGCGGCCGCCAUGGUUAUGGUUAUUGUCGUGAUUGUUACCAUAGAGUUAGGCGGUUUCAUGGGUAUACUUGGAGUAAAGAUGAACCCGAUCUCUGCUGUCACUCUCAUUUGUGCUGUCGGAAUAGGUGUUGAAUUCACUGCUCACGUUGUGCUGGCGUUCUUAACGUCGCUUGGCUCAGUCGAAGAUCGUCUCGAGUCAUGUUUGCAACAUAUGUUUGUGCCGGUAUUCCACGGAGCCAUAUCAACGUUACUCGGUAUCGUCAUGUUGGUAUUCUCUGAGUUCGACUUUGUCAUCAAAUAUUUCUUCGUGGUAAUGUCAACGCUGGUGGUUUUGGCCGUGUUCAAUGGCUUAUGUUUGCUACCGGUGUUGUUAACAAUUAUUGGACCAGAGCCAGAGUUAGUACCAUUGGAUGGUUCCUGUCGAUUACCAGCCCCACCACCUUUAAGUGAGCAAUACAAAAAGAAAGCAGCCUUUGGGAUUGAGAACGGCUUAAGGCAUCGGAAAGGUGCUGAUGUAGAAAUGUCAGCGAAAAAAGUUCGUAGCGAGGACAACAAUGAUUCUCCUAAGAAACUGUAG